UCUCUCCAUCUUUUUCCACUACAGUGAAAACGAGAGCGCGUUUCCCACUCCUGCUCUUGUGCAACACAAACACACUCAGGAAUAGAAGCCAUCGUCACUGCGCUACAUCUGACAUCAGAUAGCAGGAGGACUAUCUCAGACAUUCACUGCAGCCCAAAAGGUCAGCAGUGGUGCACUGGACUUUGAGUGAGAUCAUUUCAUCUUCCUCCUAGACUGAUAUAAGACUGUGCGCCAUGAAGACCAGACUCGGGUGCCUGUCCCACAAGUCCGACUCAUACAGCGACUUCACAGCGUUCCUGCCUCCAGUACAAGAAAAGGCACCCAAGUGCAUGAAGCUGUCAACAGAUGAAGUUGUACGAUGGGCGGAGUCGUUCGACGUUCUUCUUUGUAACAAAUAUGGUUUGGCGGCUUUCAGAGCAUUCCUCAGGACGGAGUUUAGCGACGAGAACAUCGAGUUCUGGAUGGCCUGUGAAGACUACAAAAAGAUCAAGUCUCCCUCCAAGCUGAUGACCAAAGCAAAUAAGAUCUAUGAACAGUUCAUUGACAUUCAAGCACCCAGAGAGGUAAACAUUGACUUUCACACCAGGGAAUUGACUAAGCAGAACCUACUAGAACCAACCACUUCCACCUUCAGUGACGUACAAGGCAGAGUGUACAGCCUAAUGGAAAAGGAUUCCUACCCACGAUUCCUGAGGUCGAAUAUAUAUAUAGACAUAUUAAACAAGGCCCAAUCGCAGCGUCAGAGGCGGUCCUUUUAGCGGGUCACCUGAUAGCUCGUCAUUUGAUUCAUGCCGACUGAACUAGGAAGCAGGUACAGAAAGUGGUAGAACACACAUUAACGCUCAUCAGCAGGUGACAUCAUUUCCUGUGUUAAGUGUAAACAGUUCUGGCAUGAGCAUCCUAUUAAUAGGCUGUCUAGUGGUUUUCUUGCUACAUAGGAAAACAAAACACGACCUUGUACUGUGUUUCAGAAGUCCAUCUUCAUAGUUAUUUUGACAUCAAACAUAUUGAUUUGAACCCGCAUGCCAUCUUAAUGUGUCAAAAAGCGCACACAUACAUUAUAUUAUCUACAUUAUGGACUGUUUCCAUUGUCUUUGGAAAAGCAAAUACUUUUGUUUCAAAGGAGAGUCUAAAUAUUAUAAUUAAGAUUGAUGUCUUUGCGAUUUAUUGAUAUUUAUCCUUCCAUUCAUUUUCCAAACCGCUUAUCCUACUGGGUCGCGGGGGGUCCGGAGCCUAUCCCGGAAGCAAUGGGCACGAGGCAGGGAACAACCCAGGAUGGGGGGGCAGCCCAUCGCAGGGCACACUUAUUGAUAUUUAUAUUUUUAUAUAUUUUUUAUUAAUUGCCCUAGAGAAAUGGUAUAUAAUGUAGCAGGUAACCUUAUAUUUACUUAUAAAUUAUAAUAAUUUAUUUGGACAUUGAUGGAAAAUUGGCCUCCUUGUAUUAUUUAAAAUGCAUGUCAGUAACCUAGCAAAGGAACAAAUCUUCUAUUUCCUUUCCAACCUUCUUCCAAGGUUUGGCUUUACAAAAUAAUUUUAUGUACAGUAUGUCUCAUUUGUCCUGUCUGUGCAGUGAAAGGUCAUUUGAAAAAAAGAAAUUAAAUGAUAUUUUGUGUUGGUGAUUAAAAAGUGUAAGUUCAAACGUUUGUGUGACUCUUGUAAAAUAAUGUUUCUCGUCUUCCAAGGCCACGUUCGUGAUUUAACUUAUUUAUUAUUUAUUAUGUUACUGGUGACACCUACACUGAUGAAUGUCUUUUGCAUCCCAUAAAUGUUGUAAAAGUUGUCUGCCAGUUAAAAAUAAAGAGCAU
Messenger RNA from Brienomyrus brachyistius, 1805 nucleotides. RefSeq names its product regulator of G protein signaling 8 (gene rgs8). The coding region runs from base 234 to 758 and encodes 174 amino acids. The record is from RefSeq and is a predicted model, not a curated record. NCBI's taxonomy places the organism in Eukaryota, Metazoa, Chordata, Actinopteri, Osteoglossiformes, Mormyridae. The transcript has 5 exons.